AUGGGUGUGAACGAGACUCAACUCUUUGGCCAAGAUGCCACAAGAGACGACACAACAACUGUUGAUAUCGAAAACAGACACGACUCUUCAGAUGAAUCCGCCUGGUCUGAUACAGAGUCUUGGGAUCCCCUCAAGCUCUCCCCUAUGAGAAAACUGCACAUUGUCAUUGCUGGCUUCACCUGCACCUUCAAUGGAAACUUUGGCUCAUCCAUGCCUUCUGGCGCUCUCGAUGUCAUCGCCGAGAAAUUCAAUGUCACAGAUCCCGUUUACCUCAUCCUCCUCAACUCUCUGUACAUGGUCGGAUACGUUCUCGGCCCUCUCCUCUUCGGCCCUCUGAGCGAGUACAUUGGCCGCAAACCUGUUUUGAUCGGUACAUACUUGGGUUACAUCCUGUUCAUGUUCCUUUCUUCUGCAUCGCCUAAUUAUGCAGCUCUAUUGGUCUUCAGGUUGCUCUGUGGUAUUUCUGCCGCGGCUCCCACGACUGUUCUUGGGGGGCUGUACGCAGAUAUCCUUGACAACCCUUCGACUCGAGGCAAUGCCAUGGCCCUUUACAUGACCGUUACCACAAUUGGCCCCUUGAUCGGCCCUAUUGUCUCUGGUUUCUCAUCCACGGUCUCCUGGCGCUGGCCCUUUUGGAUCGCCGGGAUGAUGGCAGUUGCAGGUCUCCCUAUAGUCGUCACCAUCCCCGAGACGUAUGCUCCUGUUCUUCACAACAAGAUGGUCAAGGCGCAUAUCAAGAGAAAGGAUAAGCAGAACAAGAAGAACAAGGUCGAGUCUACUGAUGAGGAGCCCUUGGAGCUGAAGCCUUUCAACGUUCGAAAGAUCUUCUUCCGACCCAUGAAGCUGCUCUUCACCGAGCCUAUCCUUGCAUCCACUUCGGCUUAUCUCACUUUGGCCUACUCUGUCUUUUAUCUCAUGUUCCAGGCUUAUCCUCGUGUGUUUCAAGGAUUUUACGAUCUGUCUCCUGGAAUGGCAGGACUCGCAUAUAUCCCUUUCUGUGUUGGCGUUUUACUUUCUCUUGGAGUUUUUGCUAUCUACACACGAUAUCAUGACCAGCAAACGGCAGCUGGUGCAGAGUGGACAAAGAACCACAUCUAUCGACGACUUCCUCUCGCUUGUAUCGCUUCCCCUUGCAUGGUCGUCUCCCUCUUCUGGCUCGGCUGGACCGUCUGGCCCUCUGUGUCCCCCAUCGUUCCUAGUCUAGGCGGCAUCUUCUUCGGCCUUGGCUUCCAGCUUCUGUUCAUGGGAAUGGCAAACUAUCUCACCGACGUAUACCGAAGUCACUCGGCCUCUGCUCUUGGUGCUGCUGCCAUGCUGCGAUCCAUCGGCGCUACUACUCUGCCGCUUGCUGCUGAUAGUAUGUACACCAACUUGGGUAUCCACUGGGCGCCUUCAGUUCUUGCCUUUAUUGCUCUGGUCAUGGGCGUCAUUCCCUUUAUCUUUAUCCGAUACGGUGAUCGUCUAGCACGCAGCAGCAAGACUGCGCGGGAGGCGUUCUCCAUUCAGGAAUGA
Molecule: messenger RNA, 1512 nt
Organism: Fusarium pseudograminearum CS3096
Lineage: Eukaryota; Fungi; Ascomycota; Sordariomycetes; Hypocreales; Nectriaceae
Exons: 3
Coding region: 1-1512 (503 amino acids)
Biological process (GO): transmembrane transport
Molecular function (GO): transmembrane transporter activity
Source: RefSeq, a predicted model, not a curated record